AUGUCUUGGAGAAGUGUCGAUCAUUUACAGCAUAAUCCUAUCAUUAUUAUAGAUCCUAUAUUUGAUGGAACAAAGGAUGUAGGAACAAAGCCAUUGUCUUCACCUAUACUUGCUAUACCACCAGCCACUUAUGAUAGUCCUUUACUUUCAACGCCUUCAUUUUCAUCAUCUGUAUCUACCUUGAGCAGUUGUCAGUCUGCUCAAACUGAUUUUUUUGAUGCGACUCUAGUGCAGAAACAAGCUCUUCAAAUCGAGGAACUUCAAAAAGAUCUUACUGUGUUGAAUGAAAAAUAUAUUUGGCAAAUAGAAAAGCUGCAGAGUGCAGAGCAGCAAACAGCAGAAAUAGAACAUGAACUCGAAGACCUUUCACAACAUCUCUUUGAGCAGGCAAACGCAAUGGUAGCCAAAGAAAGAAAAGCACACCACGCUACAGAACAGAAGCUGCUUCAAACACAAAAAUUAUUAGAAUCGGCUCAAGAAGAAUUGGAAAAUCAGAGAGGACAAUUAAAGGAACUGAAAGAAAAGAUAAAAGUAACUCAAGGAACAAAACAAACAGAUAGCUUUCAGCAUAAUAAACGCAUCGAAUUUCUCGAUCGGAAAUGGCAAAGGUUAUUCAUGGAGUUUAUAGAGGCAACACCUCGAACUCCAAUCGACCUUUUACAUCGACUUCCAUUUUUGAAAUCAUGCACGGCGAUGGACACACAGCCCUGUCUGCGUUCUUGUUCGAGGCUGCCUAAAUACAUUAUAAAAAGAUUACUUGAUUCGGCUAUUUAUCAACCAUGUCUUAUAGAAACCACGACUUCAUUUCAAAAGCAACAUCAGCAACUAGCAGGGCGCUCAUCAUUUGCAUCCAUAUUUCGUCCUGGAUCAGCUUCACAGUGUUAUGGAUGUGGAUCAAAAAUUGAUAAAGAAAGCGAGUUAUAUCGGUUCAAACUAAAGGAAAUGGAUACAGAAUGGCAAUAUAUUGAUUUAGCUUGUCGGAAUAGAUUGGUUGCUGUAUGCAAUUUCUAUGCAUUUAUAAGACAUAUCUGUUUGGGUUUACGAGCGGCAAAAUCAAUUGACAGUUUAUUUGAAGAAUGCUUUCAACUAAGGCUAUCCAUGUUUUAUGCAAGAGCAGGGGUGAAUAUAAAUAGCUGA
Messenger RNA from Rhizopus microsporus ATCC 52813, 1137 nucleotides. RefSeq lists its product as uncharacterized. NCBI's taxonomy places the organism in Eukaryota, Fungi, Mucoromycota, Mucoromycetes, Mucorales, Rhizopodaceae. Bases 1 to 1137 code for a protein of 378 amino acids. The transcript has a single exon. Gene Ontology annotation, cellular component: cell tip; Golgi to plasma membrane transport vesicle. Gene Ontology annotation, molecular function: guanyl-nucleotide exchange factor activity. The record is from RefSeq and is a predicted model, not a curated record. Gene Ontology annotation, biological process: exocytosis.